This is a messenger RNA of Dioszegia hungarica, 1758 nucleotides long. RefSeq names its product AIR carboxylase-domain-containing protein. NCBI's taxonomy places the organism in Eukaryota, Fungi, Basidiomycota, Tremellomycetes, Tremellales, Bulleribasidiaceae. The coding region runs from base 1 to 1758 and encodes 585 amino acids. The record is from RefSeq and is a predicted model, not a curated record. The transcript has 3 exons. Gene Ontology annotation, biological process: 'de novo' IMP biosynthetic process. Gene Ontology annotation, molecular function: phosphoribosylaminoimidazole carboxylase activity; ATP binding; metal ion binding.
AUGCCCGCCCGCAGAACAGUAGGCAUCCUCGGCGGGGGCCAGCUCGGGCGUAUGCUCGCGCACCCUGCGGCCCUCCUCGGCGUGCCUCUCGUCAUCCUCGACGCCGGUCUCUCUACCCCGGCGAAACAGGUCCUCGCUCCCAUCCCUCCCCAAACGCACAUUGACGGCCCCUUCACUUCUUCCACGCACAUCCGGGAACUCGCCGCUCAAUGCGAUGUCCUCACUGUCGAAAUUGAGCAUGUCAAUGCGGAUGUCCUCGAGGAGAUCGAGAAGGAGGGAUUGUGCGAAGUGCAGCCUAGCCCGCGGACAAUUCGGCUCAUCCAGGACAAGUACCUCCAAAAGGAGUAUCUGGCGUCCAAGGGGGUGGCGGUAGCGCCGUUUGAAAAGGUGGAGAAGACGGAAGAGGGGAUCAAGGGAGUCGCCGCGAGACUGGGGCUGCCGCUCAUGCUCAAAGCCAGGACGUUGGCGUAUGACGGGAGGGGGAACUCGCCAUUACAGUCGGUGGAAAGUGGGGAUAUCCAAAAGUCGUUGGAGUUUCUGGGUGAUCGACCGCUGUAUGCGGAGGGGUGGGCGCCGUUUGUCAAGGAGGUAGCGGUGAUGGUGGUGCGGAAUACCAAGGGGGAAGUAAGGAGCUACGAUGCGGUUGAGACGAUCCAUCGGGAGAGUAUACUCCGGGUGGCGUUAGCGCCGUUGAGGGCAGCAGGGAAGGGGAUGGAGAAUGUCAACGAGCGGGCGAGGGAGUUGGCGGAGAAGGCUGUGGGAUGUUUGGAAGGCGCAGGGAUCUUUGGCGUGGAAAUGUUCCUUAUGGAAGAUGGCUCUUUACUCCUCAAUGAAAUUGCGCCCCGGCCUCACAACUCCGGGCACCACACGAUCGAAGCCUGCUCCACAUCUCAAUACGAAAACCACCUCCGCGCAAUCCUCUCCCUCCCUCUUGGCGAUACAUCCCUCAUCGUCCCCUCCGCAGCCAUGAUCAACAUCCUCGGCGUCUCUUCCUCCCUCUCCGACGUCUACGCCAUGGCGGACGCCGCGCUCCCUAUCCCCGGCGCCAAAGCCCACCUCUAUGGCAAGGCCGAGAGUCGCAAAGCGCGCAAAAUGGGGCAUAUCACCAUCACUGCCGGAUCCGACGCAUCUCUGCGCGAAAAGAUGCGCCCCGUUCUCUUGGCCCAAUCGGACUUGUCGGCGUCGGAGUUUAUCGAUUCCCUCUGCCCUCCUAUAUCCACCGGGAAAUCGCACCCCCAACCUCUGGUCGGAAUCAUCAUGGGCUCAGACUCGGACUUGCCAGUCAUGCUCCCCGCCACGAAGAUCUUGGAUCAGUUUGGCGUCCCGUAUGAACUGACCAUCACCUCGGCGCAUCGGACACCGGCGCGGAUGGUCGAGUAUGCGCAUGCGGCGCGGAGUAGGGGGUUGAGGGUCAUCAUUGCGGGAGCGGGAGGCGCGGCGCAUCUGCCAGGGAUGGUGGCGAGCGAGACGAGCCUGCCGGUUGUCGGGGUACCGGUCAAGGCGAGCGUCUUGGACGGGGUGGACAGCCUGUACUCGAUCGUACAGAUGCCACGCGGUAUACCCACAGCGACGGUCGGAAUCAACAACUCGACCAAUGCCGCCCUUCUGGCUGUACGGAUACUCGGGACGUCUAUUCCCGCUUACGCAGACGCGGUAGAAAAGUACGCCAAGACGAUGGAGGAGGAGGUGCUGGCCAAGGUGGGCGUACUCGAGGAGUUGGGGUGGGACAAGUACGUCACGGACAAGCUGAAGAAGUGA